AUAUGCUCUUCUGCUGAGCCUUAUAUAUACAUAUGUACAUAUCAAAUAAGGUUGAGAGGUUCAAUCUUCUCACCAUAACUAGGGGUUUUUUUUUUUCUUUCUUCCUUUUUGGCCAUUUUUUCUAAGUUUAGUCCAAGGAGAGAUUUAUUGAUGGUUAAAGCCUGUUGUGUUAUGGAUCCAGAAGCUGCACGAACUGCCCGAGAAUCUCUAGAUCUGGCAUUUCACAUGUCAAAUAUUCUUGAUACGGGUCUUGAUCGGCAUACUCUUUCGGUCCUCGUUGCUCUCUGUGAUUUGGGUUUAAACCCUGAGGCUUUGGCUGCUGUUGUCAAGGAACUUCAAAGAGAAGCUCCACCAUCAACCCCGUUUUCAUCUUCUUCAUCACAAGUACCUUAACUUUGGAGUUCGGUAUUUUCUAGUAAACUUACGAGUAAUGCCUUAGAAGUUUGAGUUUUAAUUUGUUUUGGUUGAUGUCUUUCAGUAGAAACUUUCUUAGGUUUUCUCAUCUCGAACACGAUUGUGCUUAGUGUUCACCUUGUGCUUAGUCUCUGUAUCUAAUUUGAUCUUACAUACUAUGUUUGAUCAAUUAUAUAUUCACUCUUGUGAACUGUCUUUUCUUCUUUAUCUUGGAGCUUUUGUUGCCGGAUGUUGUAUUUGGUGUGGAAUUUCAUAGAAUUGGCUGCUAUAGUGUAUUUUAAUUAAUGGAAUGUUUAAACUCA
Molecule: messenger RNA, 716 nt
Organism: Gossypium raimondii (Peruvian cotton)
Lineage: Eukaryota; Viridiplantae; Streptophyta; Magnoliopsida; Malvales; Malvaceae
Product: mitotic-spindle organizing protein 1B
Exons: 2
Coding region: 151-393 (80 amino acids)
Biological process (GO): gamma-tubulin complex localization; microtubule nucleation by interphase microtubule organizing center; mitotic spindle assembly
Cellular component (GO): gamma-tubulin ring complex; centrosome; spindle
Source: RefSeq, a predicted model, not a curated record